Messenger RNA from Malus domestica (apple), 751 nucleotides. RefSeq names its product major strawberry allergen Fra a 1.07-like. Gene Ontology annotation, cellular component: cytoplasm; nucleus. NCBI's taxonomy places the organism in Eukaryota, Viridiplantae, Streptophyta, Magnoliopsida, Rosales, Rosaceae. Gene Ontology annotation, molecular function: abscisic acid binding; protein phosphatase inhibitor activity; signaling receptor activity. The record is from RefSeq and is a predicted model, not a curated record. Gene Ontology annotation, biological process: defense response; abscisic acid-activated signaling pathway.
AUGGUUUCCAACUACGGCUGCUAUUACAACUAAUCUACAAAUUAUGGGUGUGACAAGUAUAACACAGGAGUUCCUCUGCCCAAUCGCCCCGGUGCGCAUGUUCAAGGCUUUGAUCAUAGACUCAAAAAAUCUGAUACCAAAGCUGUUGCCCCAGUUCAUCGCAAGCGUCGAUGUAACACAGGGAGAUGGAGGAGCAGGAAGCAUUGAACAAGUCAAUUUCACGGAAGGUAGCCAUUUCAGAUACGUGAAGCACCGGAUUGACGAACUUGACGUAGAGAAUUUUGUGUGCAAGUACACUAUGAUUGAAGGGGAUGCAUUAGGUGAGAAGCUUGAGUCUAUUGCUUAUGAGGUGAAGUUUGAGGCAGCUAGUGAUGGGAGCUCAAUCUGCAAGAUGACAAGUAAAUACAACACCAUUGGGGAGUUUGAGGUCAAGGAAGAGGAAAUCAUAGCAGGCAAGAACAGUGCUAUCGGGAUAUACAAAGUUGUGGAAGCCUACCUCUUGGAGAACCCAAAUGUUUAUUCUUGAGGUCAUGGAGUCCUAUAUAUACGUGGGAACAAACCAUAAAUGGUAUUGCUGCAAUUUAAUUGUUUAGGAUUCUUGUGAACCCUCCAACAAGGGUUGACAUCAUGGUUAAUAAAACAAGAAUAUUGUUUGGAUUUACUUGAACGUAUUGUAAGAGAUCGAAGGAUCUGCUGGUCUUCCCCAAUUACCAAAUUAACAUUCAGAUGCUUUGGAUAUGUUCCAAAUAUA